This is a messenger RNA of Porites evermanni, 8603 nucleotides long. Lineage: Eukaryota; Metazoa; Cnidaria; Anthozoa; Scleractinia; Poritidae. The record is from the annotation of a GenBank genome assembly.
AUGGUUCGAAACUGGAUGGAUUUGCGCGUUGUUCACGGUGCUGCCAAUUCUUUCACAGGAUCUAUGUUUGUUCCACGAGGCGAGCCGCAGUUUGUGGAGUUUAGAAGCAGGGAGGAACUGAACGCACGAAGGGCAGAUGUUAAAAACAGGCCGUUCACUCAAGCAGUGUUUAGCAAAGAUGUAGACCCCAGACAAGUAUUCUCUCCGGCCGAAAGACAUCAGAACGGCGCCCAACGACCUGAAUUUACAAGGUAAGCCGGUUGAAGUUUGUGUGACAAUUUUUAUUGUUGUCGGAUAUUGCACGGAAUGGUGAUAUUGCAAGUACUCGACAUGACUCGGCGGAAAUAAUUGAAUUAAAAAGAGGCCUUUGUUCCGUAGUGAAAUUCACUUUUACAAUAAUCUUUUCAUCACGCGGUAGCUAGAAAAUAGAGAGAAAGAGGGAGUCAUUUAGGUUUCCAAUAAUCAUGAACUGAUUGAUUCAGCUCACAAGUGGACCUCACAUAGUGCUUCGUCAGUCUAUCGCCUUGUCUACAUCUUCAACUUGAAUUUCUCAUGUCUUUAUUUUUGAUGCAUUAUUAAUAGCGCCUUAUUUGUUUUGCUAUGUUUGUCAUCUAAUUCAAUGAAAAUUACAUAUUUGUCGAGUUUACAUCAUUAUACGAAGAAAAACGUCAAAGAAAAGACUGUUUGGAAGAAUAUCGCCUUGAAAGUGUUUUUCAUUUUUACAGCUCACUUGUCGACAUUGUAAUAUACAAAUUCGUACGAUUAAUUUUUAAUUACAAGCAACGUUUGAAUAAAUGAUUAAGAAAGUGUAAACUUGUAAUUACGAAAAAAGGUAAUGUUUUUUGAAAUCUUAGAUGAAUCAGUUUGGUUGUUUGGUUUGUACAUCAUCAUGAAUAUAUAUACUGUGAUCACGGUACAACUCAACGUAGGAAAAGGACAUAUUUUGUAACCUAAUUCACUUUUAGCUUAUCAUUUAACCCCCUGAAUUAUGGACAUAUUAUAAAUUUAUUCAGAGUUUGUAUUUUUGUUGGUACUUGCUCAGUGAUGUUUGUAUGCGAUAAAUUUCUAAGUCAGUCUCUCUACCUUGAGAUGAAAAUUUAAACCAGGAAAAGGCGAGUAUAAAACUGAAAAACAUUUCAAGCAGGAAUGCGGAAAAGGAAGAAAAAGUUAAGAUCACGUUUUCCAGCGGAAUUCUGGAAUGCCUAGAAUGCUAUAAAUUGCAAAUGAAUAGUCGAUGUUUUUGCCAGAGUUUGUGAAGGCAUUGUGCCUUAACGAUUUCUCUACUGUUAGCCAAUCGAAAGCAUCUCAAGCGGUAUAAUCACUGAGAAAAAUUCAACGAAGUUUUCAAACGCCUUUUUCAGAGGCUCUUUCUUUCAAUCAGAGCCGGGAUCAAGAAAAUAUUAGUAUUAGGUUGAUAAUCUUUCUGUCUUUCUUGAUAUAUAAAGUUACGGUUCAUGUAUAGGACCGCGAGUGACCAACUUCUCCUCGUCAGCUCAAUAAGACAUCAUGAUUUACCCAACCCUGAGCAUAACAUUCGUGCCAAGUGCAUAGUUAUGACGUCUUGACGACAGAAUUCCGUUGUAAUAUCUAUCCGCGCAUUCUUAUUUGCACCAGUCUGUUUUAUAUCGGGUCGAAAAAAUUGCCUUGUUUAUUGCUUAGGGUCCUGCCUUUUAAUUUUGUAUUUCAGAUCACCGCCGUCGUAAUUUCAGUAGAAAGGUUCUCCAUGCAUACAGUGAACUGUUUUAGUUUCCUUGCAGAAAGAAUGAAAUUGCUUUGGAGUUUAUUCAUCAAACAAUUCGUGUAUUGUUGCGGUGCCCAUGGCAAUGAAAACGUGCCAUGCACUCAAACACGGGACAUCUUGAAAAAAGCCAAUAAACUUGACGGUCUCCUGCUAUAUAUUAAUAAACGUAGACCCUCCUUGAAUAAUUGAAAAUGGGCUGAAAUGUUUAAAAAGAUAUGCUAAAUUCCAUUUAGGAAUUAUCAUUGCUGGGAAUCAGUCCUUCUUACUAUAACUAUAACUUCCUACACUCAAAACGUGUCGCAAAGCGCAUAAUAUACUAAAUGGAAUUUUUUCCCCUUUGUCUACAUAGAAUAGCCGGAAAGUUUUUCUCUCCACGGCGGAUAGAUAUGUUAUUCAAUGUGUACAAAAAAGAGCGGGUUAUUAAAUAUAGUUGGCCAGCCUGUCGUUCACAAUUAACUGCUGUCUAUUUUUAGUUUGAUUCGCUCAUUUUUUUUGUUAUAGCUAUGCCCCUUUAGUCAGACUUAUGGCUUCUUCUUGCGUUCUACUCCAAAGACGUUAACCUCAUUACAAGACAAAAAAUUGCGAAUUUGUCAGUUAUAUUAAGUUUACAAAAAAAUAAAGUUGACGCGCAGGUUUUCCCAUCCUUCAUACACCAUACGGAAAAAAUCCACGAAAUUGGUGACUUAUAACUUCCGACUGACAUAUCUCAUAUCGUAUACCUCAAAUUAAAGAUUAGCAGUCUGGUUUUGAGGGGCUUUUAGCAGUAGAAGUGGUCUUGACAGAGAAGGAAGACAGUAAGCACUUAAAAACUUCGCCAUGAUAAGGGCAAAUGGUGCGGAGUGGACCCGGCUUUCCUUAUAUUGGACUGCAGAACACGUGUAUAAAACAGGUGGGAUGAGUAAAUGACCGGCAGUCAGGCGUCGCCUGACAUAUAUGUACUUUACAAAAGAACUGCAAAAGUAAACAAAUGUAAGAAUGUUUAGGAGUUAACUCUGUUUCGUCAAGCAACGAUGUAUCCUCGUUCUAAUCAAGGUCAUUUUUCAAUCAAAAUAUUUCUCCAUUUCUGAUUGGCUAAUUCUUCAUAACCAAAUUUGGAAGACGUUUGCGAUAUCCGGUGAAAUGACGUGAGUAGUACAGGAUAAAAGCCAGAAAAAAGGACGGCAACCGAUAAGCCCUGGGACGAGGCAGCGUUGUUUUGGUAGAGUUGAAGAAAAUCUAGCAGGAAAUUUCACACGUUUUUGGAAGAAGAAAUAGCCGAACUAUUGCCUUAAAGCAUAACAAGAACAGCAAAAACACAACUCAAUGGAUAACAACUGCUAUUUGAGAAUAUCUGCUGUACUAAAAACUGGUUUAUAUUCCAAAUUUGGAAAAAAAACUAUAAUUUCAGAGCUACCCCAAUAAUAAAACAAUUAUUGGAUUCGGCUUUCGUAAGAUCUGAAGAAUUAUGAAGUUCAUACGAAAGCUGUCUUAAAAAGAUUGUUUCAGGUUAGUUCUCUUGUAUUCGCUUAGCCUUGAUCACUCGGAAACGAAAACUUAACUGCUGGGAAGAAGUUAAAAAUGAAACUACAUACACAGGAUUAUUCAGUUCCAAAGUCUGCAGUACUUCAGCACGUCAUGGCAUGCAUCAGAAUACAUUUUGUUACUAAGCAACAUGCAAAGUACCGCGGGCUCGGAAUGACUGGGAACAAAUCGUUCAACUGGCGACUCAAUAGUUACAUGUAACCAUAUUCCAAGCACAGUCCAGUUUAUUCAGCAGGCCUUUGCACAAUAUCACGCAAAAUCAACUAAACAUCUUUCCGAGUAUUCUCGUAAUUCUCAUAAAACGACCGUGAAAUAUCCUUUAUUUUAGUUGUAAAUAACGGAUUUUGAAUCACUUACGCAAUUAUUUUCACUUACGUCUGCCGUUGUUGAGGGCCUCAAUGAUACUAUUGCUAUAGAAACAUCGAAAAACAGUUUAAGAAAUUUUCAAGAAUGCUUUGGCUUUAUCUGUACGAAAUGGAAACAGUUUCUAUCCAGGCGCUUCCAAAAUCUUAAAAAACUAGAUUAAAAAAGACCGAAGUCACAUAGCAGCCUAUUAGUUUUUCAUGUUUUGAUGUAUGACUAAGUAAAAGGAAAUUUAAAAGAAUAGGGGAUGACAUCUCAGUGGUUUGAUUUAAAAGUGCUCAUUUUACAUAUAUCGCUUGUGUUUAGCUGUCCAAACAGAACCGCUAUUCUGUCAUAAAUUAUGCAAAGCGAAUACAUGAUGAUUAUCCUAUUUUCUGAGGCAAUGAUUUAUUAUUACGGCUGAAAAAUAGGAAGGGUCAUUUGCAAUUUCCAGUCUUUUAAGACUUUUGGUAUAUAUGUGAAGCAUUUCUUGCAUGGAAAACAAUUUCGAUUGAAUGCAGAGGUUAUGUUCGGACAUCCUACGAUGACAGCUGAUUUUAAGGGUAUUGGCCAAAGUAAUGAAUAUUCAUUGAGCCCCCGAGCAGAAAAGCGAGGCCAUCUGCCUCAGCGGAUUGCUCAAAUAAUCUUUCCUUGAGUUGAAGCAAGCGGUCUUUAAGGGAGGUCUUAAUUUAGCGAGUUCAUGAUCGCCGUGGCUCGCAGACUCCGGAUCUCGACACAGCUACCUGACCUUGCAAAUUACAAGAGAGGAGAUGACGCAACACAAGGGCAGCGAAAAGAAGCAGAAACGACAGAAAUCCUACUCAAGUGAAAAGUUAAGGUCUCUUUAGUUCUUUAUUCAUUCAUAUAUCGGAGAUAAUUUGCGAUUGCAGUUUUAGGAAACUUCAUGACGCGCGCAGGGGGAAAGCGAGAUCAGAGUUCGCUUGAUUGCUAGUCACUGUGGACUGAUUAUUUCGUCUCUUUCUGGCUGCGGUUCUUUUUAGUGGCUUUUGAUUUGAUCUUCCUCAAAGUCUAACCUUAGUUUGCCUCUAUGUCUACAUGGCAUCCCGUAAUCAUGCAAUUACUGAUUAAGUUACAUUAAGCCUUCACUGGGCAUUUCCGCGCGCGAUGUUUGUUUGAAUAAUGUACAUCUGUCGUACUCAGAGAAAACACUCCCCGAGUUCAUGUUAUCAGAAAUUAUUCACGGAGAAUUUUAUUUCUUCCUUUACAUGCUCUCCAUUGUUAAACUCUUUAAAGCGCAGAUGGGAUGGAUAAAAUCCUUUUUUAAGCUAGCUGGAACCCUUUUUGUUUUGUUUUACACCACUAAACAAGUUGUAACGAGCAACUAUUUAAAUACAGCUGUCCUAUCCUAUGCAUAUGCAACAAACCAGAAAAAUAUUACGCACUAGAAAAAAAAUCUACAUAUAAACAGGUACCAGAUAUUUAUUUUUCGUCGCCUUUGACAGAAAGACAUUAAAUCAAGAAGGUAACACAUAAUAAAAGUGGUAUUUAUACUUGUGCUUAAAAUUCGCGAAGAGCGCCAGAAAUCGAACCGACACUGGCAGCCCUCAAUGUCAUUUAAUUUUAAAGAAAGAAAUAAUUAGAAUGAUAAUAAUACUUAAAAGGAAUUUUUUGACUAAAAUUUCAUCGUCAUUUCUUGUCGGACGAAAUGGAAACUCUUCAAAGAACGAAGACGAAUAUUUAUAGUUUUAAUUUAAAUGCAGUUUGUGAUACUAAGCACAUCAUAUUCAUUACUUUUAACUGAUUUAAAAUCCUAUUUCCGAGCCUGAAGGAAAUCGUUGAAAGCCUGGAAGAAAAAAGAAUUAGUUGACUAUGUUAGUUUGUUUUAAUGCUAAGAAAUACUUCCUUUAAUUUUGUGUGUGCAGUUUAUUGUACUUUAUUAUUGGAUUCAAAUAUUUCGGCUUCGCUGUGGCAACUGCGUUUUUACUUUUCUAAUGGUUGAUCAUCUUCUUAAUAGAUUGAAAUGCAAAUAAAGUAACCUUUUUGUGCUUUUCUGUUUUAUGCCUUCGGGGGAAAAAAUCGAAUUGUAGAUUUUAGUUCUGGAUAAACAAAGGAACCUUUGCGGUUUCAAGCGAUAAAUUCAAGUUAAAAUUUGAUCUUCAUUUGUUUUAUCUAUGAAGAAAUCCAUAUCUGCUGCAAUCUAAAAUCAAGAAGUCAUAUUUUUUUUUUGGGUGUAUGAAUGUAAAUUUUGGAAACACAGCGAAAAGAGAAAAUGGGUUUAGACUUGAUUUGCGGUCCGCUAAAUUCAUAACAAACUUUGCUUUUAGCCUCAUUUACUAUUUAAAUUUUACUUAAACAUAAACAGCGUUAAAAUGAGAAUUUAACAUUGAUUUCUAAGUUAUAAACAAAUCUAAAUCCUUUCAACAACAAAACUGGUCAUCAGUUUUUUUACAACUCGCUGAGCUUGUCAUUUAUCAAAAGUCCCUAUUCUUGUUGUCUAAUCGUACUGACAAUUAAGAUGUUUGUUCUCCUUCUGUAAAAAUUCAGGUUUUUUGCCUCACUCAUCACGAAUUCUAGUUCAUGUUCAGCCCCUUAAAAUUCUCAACACAAACUAAAAAAGAAUACAAAAAAUAAAACGUCAACCACAACAACAUAUAACCUGAGAUCAGGCCCAAUUUUAGCGGUUCUCAUACAUUCUCUCUAUCAACGGCUACCGCUAAAAUUCGUUUCGCCAUGCCCGCCGGAAUGUAAUUUUCAAAGCGAAACGAAAAUAGAGCCUGAUCUCCGGUUACAACAACAAAACUCGAGCGUGAAAAGGCACGUCAGGCCGGGUUGGGGGUCGGGGUGAAGUCGGAGAAGAAGGCGACCAAAACGGAUUCACCAUACCCCUCUCAGUCGUACACCGCUAUGGCAUGACUUGUACUUAGUCCUCUUUUUUCUCUAUUGUUCUGCGCCUUCAGUUAGCCAUUCUUACAAUUUACAAGAUUGGAACAUCUCUUAAAAUUCAUCAAUCCCACUUUUAAUAUAGUGGUCCUCGUUAACUAAAAAAACAAAAACAAAAACAAAACAACAACAACAACAGCAACAACAAAAAGAAGAAUUCUGGUAGUUAUGUCAAGAAAAGAACGCUAAUGAGAUUCAAGUUGUUUAUGACAGACGUCACGAAGUGUCCCGUGGCUCUAAUCUUCAGCAAAAACGCAAGCAACAGGCCCUUUGAUUUAGUGCUAGUUAUUCACGUGGUACAAAACCGCCAUGGUUGGAGAGAAAGAGACACACUGGUACUGUUAUUAACUUGGCGCCAUUACUUAUACAUAAAAUGCCUCCUGCAUGUAGAGUUAUGAAGAAAUAUCAUACAAAUAUCAUAAGUGAGCACUAACCAUAAUCAUUUCAUUUUUUUUUUGCAAAUUGACAUUAACUUAAAUUGUUUUUCAAGAUUCAAUCCAUAUUCAUCCUUACUAUCCGCAGAAAUAGAGGACAGGAAACAGUUUCAAUACUAAAAUAUAAGCUUAAAUAACCUAACCGGAUGAUUACUUUUCGCACUCAAUUGAUGCGAGGACACGUCUUGACUUUUUAAAAAGAUAGCAAAGACCGUCACAUUGAUCUUGUUGCUUGUUUUCCCCUGUACAGUUUCACGUUACGCUGUGAAUGUCCUAGGCAAGUCUUAGGGUGAAGACGAAAGGAGAUAACAGAAAAAACUUUUUUUCAUUCUUUUUUUUUUCACAGUUUAGCUGAUGUAUACGAGGGAGCUCUUAGGAAUGUCUUGGGCAUUCAACUUCACUUGACUUUGGAUGACCAGCAGUCGUUUGCUCAGGACACGAUAAAUGACCUUCUUUUCCGGGACAAGUCUUCAUCCAGCCAGAACAGAUCUUCAAGACAAGAGAAUCUGAAAAGGAGAAGCGAAAACUACCAAAAGGAUCGUCUAGGCGAGGAAUCCAAAGACAUUAAAAACUCGGCAUCUUUCCAAGGACGCACACUUCUGAGAGACCCGAGACGAAUGUCACCAGGAUGUUCCGCAUUCCAUGUCCCUCCCAAAAAGGCGCGCAUGGAUGAAGAAAUGAAGUACGCUGAGAGGAGUUACCCGAUGGAUCGUUACGGUGUACCCCAUCAUGGGCCUAAUUUUCAUUCGGACUAUUCGAAUUCGUUUCCCUCCCCUAGAGGAUCACCCGGAAUGUACCACAGAAGGCUAAAUGGCCCCGAAGCCGUCACUCAUGUUUACAGAACGAACGGGAUGCACAUACCCGUCGCCCGGGAUCAUUACUCGCCCUGGCCCGUGUUCGGACAUCAUCGGGAUGUCCCGACAUUGUUUCCUGUGCGCUGUUCGGUCGUUGAAAACGAACGGAGAUUUCACCGGGGUUUUGUAGAGGAAGAAAAGCGACGAAGAAUGGACUUGGCUUGUCUAAAUGGGUUUGCUCACGAAAAAACGUCAGUACGGGUUAAGAUUGAGGAGACGAAAGAAGAAUACCUCAAACGAGACCAAAAACCAAGUCCAACCGAUAAACAGAGUUCGUCAACUCCUGAAAAGGACAUAAGACUUGAAAAACCGCGCGGCGAAAGGGAAAAACUUUCGCCUGCCUCUCCGUCAAAAUCUAAAUCAAAUGCUUUAUUAACAAGUUGCCUCUCGAGCCGUUCCAGUCCAGUGAAUCAUGGAACUGGGGCUAUAGAUUUUCGCAUGGAGACACGAUAUCGUAGCGCGCUUAGGAAAAUGGAGUCAAGAAGAGAAGGGAGAAAAGGAAGGGGCGAGGACGCUAAGGAAGAAUUCCUCUUCAAGUUGGGACUUGAGAGAAUUGAGGCUUGAACAAUCUCAAUAUUAGGGAAGAAAACUGCCGCGGUUUUGUCGCUGUGGAUACGUUGUUGGAAGUCAUAUUCGUUACGGCUGACCGGUUUGAGAUACAACAAAAAUGAAGAACCCUACUUUCGGGAUUUACUACAACGGUACACGACGUCAGAUAUUGCAUUUGACACCGUUGUCUCUGAUGGUACAGUCUUGAAUUAUUUGCCCUGAUCAUGGGUAUGAAAAUACCUGAGAGACUUUAAAGUGAGU